AUGACCUCGCUCAACCCCAUCUCUCAGCCUCAAGAAGAGGAAGAAAAGAAACAGCAGCAAUCGUACUCGGACUGGCUUCGUGAACAAUACAACAUUCAAUACGAAAAAUGGUAUCCUUGGAUCGAAGAUCAGUAUUUGAAGUGGUUUGGAAAGGGCGAUAACAAAGCUUCUUAUGCUACGAAGGAUACUCUGAACGAAUCUAAGGUCGCUGGUAUCAACCAGGUUGAUCAACUACAAGACGACGUGCACAAUCUAGCCGGAAAUCAGCUCGGCGAUAACGGAUUGCUGUCGCCUGUUGGUAAUCUGGUUUCGAAGGAGGGGAUUAAUAGGGCGGAGAGGAAAGGGAAGGAUGAGGAGGGGAGAUAUGGGUUUGGAGGUUCUGGUAUUACAGGGAAAUGA
Molecule: messenger RNA, 399 nt
Organism: Aspergillus oryzae RIB40
Lineage: Eukaryota; Fungi; Ascomycota; Eurotiomycetes; Eurotiales; Aspergillaceae
Exons: 2
Coding region: 1-399 (132 amino acids)
Source: RefSeq, a predicted model, not a curated record